Cercospora beticola is the source of this 2152-nucleotide messenger RNA. Its product is annotated as rhomboid family intramembrane serine protease. Gene Ontology annotation, molecular function: serine-type endopeptidase activity. The record is from RefSeq and is a predicted model, not a curated record. Gene Ontology annotation, cellular component: membrane. NCBI's taxonomy places the organism in Eukaryota, Fungi, Ascomycota, Dothideomycetes, Mycosphaerellales, Mycosphaerellaceae.
GACGACUGUCAAGAAUUGAUCACCGCUUACCGCGUUCGAGAUAGCAGGCAUCUGCAGCAAUGAGCAAUGUCUGGACAUCGGUAGCAUCGAGUCUGCCACGACAGCAGACGCGCAUCAGUCCUUUGCUGCAGCUGUUCAAUGGCUAUGCCAAAUCGCAAUCCACUCGGAGCUUUGCACAGUGGUCGUUCGCCUGUCAUGGAUACCGCCAGGCCUCUAGAUCGGACGUAACAAAUCGUCCGCACAAAGCCACCUUUUCCACGACUCCUUGCCUGGCAAAGAAAGGCCCUGCGAAAACUACACGAAAGGCAACGACCCAGUCGGCCACCUCAAAGAAGGUUGCACCUCCAUCGACGCAGACCAAGGCACAUAAGGCCAGGAGCGCUGCCCUUUCAGCGGCUGCGAAGCUAGAACCUGCGCCGACAGUAGCGUCGCAUACAGAAGGUGUCCCAUCUCGAUUGGAGGAAGACCAAUUAACAUGGCGCGACUACGAUCCAGAAGGAGGAAUGCCGCUUCCUGGCGGAGAGCGCAGUCAACCUGAGAUCAAUGCCAUAUUCGGGAACGAGGAUGUCGACGUUGAUACAGGCAACUACAUAUUGAAUGUAAUGCAUUGGAGAAGACAAUCGGGAGCUCUGAUAGAUGUGGGACUGAGAUUUUCUGGCGGGAUUGAGGUAACACAGCAGCAGGCUUUGCAAGCAUUGGAAUAUUUGCGGUCUCAACUACCAGAUGUGGACGAGGCAGGGAAUGGAGAAGAAUGGGUGAAAGAGGAAGAGGAAAGAUUACGGAAAGAAAUUGAAGCGCGAGCAGUCAAGCUGCGGCUGUACAAAGCCACCGAGGAAGAUGCCGCCGAACAGGAAUAUGAGGAUACUGAAGAGUCACAACAGGGAACAGAAGCUGGGCGACAGAAAACAGGCCAAAGUGUGCUACAAGCGACUCGCAAAGCAAAUGAGACAGAGUACGAAAUAUUCAAGCGGGAGCAAGAAGAGGCCAAGAAAAGGGCUGAGCUCAACGCUGUUGCCGCCCAACGUGGGCCUCUGGAACUUCUUGGUGGUGUACAGCCUGGUUUGAGCGGCGCGGGAGUCCCUUCCCAGUUGACUUACAAGGGACCCUUUGGCAUCUCGAUUCGCCCGCCAGCGGCGCAAGCUUUUCUUGGAAAGCCGCGAGCGAAGCCUGCAUAUAUCAAGUACUACGAGGAGAAAGCCACUAUCAUCAAGGAGAAUGUUGUGCCUCAGAUGAGCAACAUUGCACGACUUGUACCGUCCUUUCUGAUGUUGCUGCUGGUCCUGGCCGGAUGCUGGUACCUUCACGAGAACUAUACACCACCACCCACUUCCGCCCGGCUUUGGCCUGAGACUCCUCCGGCAGCGGCAACGCUAUGGGGCAUCACUGGCCUAUUAGCAAUGAGUUUCUUUCUCGGCCGCCUGCCACCGCUUUGGAAGACUUACAAUAAGUACAUGACUUGCUCCCCGGCAUAUCCCUAUGCCCUCAGUCUCAUCGGUGCAUGCUUCCGACACGACUCAAUUUACCACUUGGCAUCGAAUGUUAUCACACUCUGGCUGUUCGGGCUUUUCCUCCACGAAGAAGUUGGAAGAGGCACUUUCCUUGCAAUUUAUCUUGCCUCGGGUGUUACAGGUACAUACACAUCCUUGGUCUACAACGUCCUACGCAAGCAGUGGAUGGUGUACAUUUUAGGUGCGUCGAACUCCGUGCUGGGAGUCACAGCGGCAAUCUGUACACUCCGACCCACCGGCUCCAUCGAGAUCUUCGGAUACAAGAUCCCCGUCUACGCCUGGAUGUAUUUGGCGUUGAUCAGCGCAAGCGAGACUGUGGCAGCGCUCAGAGCGUUUAAGACGACGCUUGACCAUACGGGACAUGUGGGAGGCAUCAUAGCUGGUGGUGCCGCGGCAUUUGCCUUGCGGUACCAGGCUGCGCAGAACCGACCGGGAGGCGAGGAGCAUGUAAUGCAGAUGGUGCGAAGGGAUGCGAAAGAGGUCGCGGACGAACUGAAGAGAGAGGCUAAGGAGGCUGAUCUAGUAUAGAUGUGCCAGGGACUGUAUUAUAUAGUUGAUUUUGUAGAUACCCCAGGACGCAACGCCUCCUUGGCGCGGAAGGUCGAUCACGGCCAUGUGAUGACAACUCGCUCCUCCUUUUGAGC